CAUCUUCCUGAGCAUCGCUGUAGAAAUAUAUUAGAGGAGGAAUUCGUAAAACGGAAGAUUUAAUCUGCCCUGAUCUAUCUAAUCAUUUUCAAGCACAAGUCAUAAACGUAUCUCUUGGAGAGGGUACUGAAAAAAAAAUUGAACCAUGUCGUGCGCGUUGAUCGGUGAUUGCAGUGACGGUGGUGGAGGAGGUAGCGGGGCUGCAUCUACUGUAGAUGUUAUGAACAGUCAGCCUUCAGAUCAAUCAAUCAUGUCUACUAGUAGGUAUGUUAAUAACGAUUGUGUUGCGACCACUCUCGCUUCUCACUCCACACCAUCUCCGACGACGGGCUACACGCCCGUAGUGGACCCAACUUCUUUCUCAUGCUCCCUCGGGUAUGCCGGCCUGCCUAGGACCUGCUCAAAAGUAGCUGAACUCACGCCGGAUGAGCGUAACAAGCCGAUUGCGACCGUGAAGCUACCGGAAUAUCCAUGGACGAAAGAAACCCUAGGGCCAAUACAAACGCAAGCCAACCAAACUAACAACGGGAGCAAAGAAAAUUCGAAAAGUGAACCACCAAGGCGAGCACGGACUGCAUUUACUACAACACAAUUGCUUGAGCUGGAGAAAGAAUUUCACUACAAUAAGUACCUGUGCCGGCCGAGAAGGAUUGAAAUCGCCGCCAUGCUGGAGCUAACAGAACGCCAAGUAAAAGUUUGGUUUCAAAACAGACGUAUGAAACAGAAACGGGUAGCCCUGAAACAAGCCGCCAAGAAGCGAUCACAGAAGAUACACGCAGGGGAGUCAGCCACGCAUUUGGAUCAUUUGAACACAGACGCUUCUGCCCUCAGUAAUUGUUCAAUGAAACUAGAAAAUUACAAAUCUUGUGGGGUAAGCAGAUCAGAUUGCUGUAUAGGGGUGUCCGACUACCAAAGAGAAAAUGAACAUUGUAUUGAAAAAGUGGCGAAUAAUAUUCAAAACGGAUACCACACCCAACCGCACUCAGGGCAAAAUUGGUACGAGUCUUCAAUUCCGGGAUCCGACAACCCAAUACCCCAAAAUUCUAAUAGAGUGUGUCAAAUUCCUGCAUCUGCAGACUCCAUUUCUCAAAUAAGGCGUCCAGUUUUUGGUACAAAUUCUCAUUGCAUCUACAGCAAUACAUCUGCACCGGCAGACGACAACCCAGCAUGUCGUAUGGCUUCUUCGAUUUCAAAUUUGCCGCCCAAUUAUCAAAGCUUUAGUGCCAAUUGUAAUUUUCCGGCAAAAUAUGUCGCUGAUUCAUUUAUGAGUCUGAAACCAGGAAAGAAAUCCUCAUGGGCAGGACACUUUCCAGAACAAAUGAUAGGCCACCAAGGAGCACAACAAAUGGUAUUCCAGUCAGCGGUGUUCCCCCAGACGUUUACAUAGACCUGCUUUCAUAAAGCCUGCCUGGCAACAUCUGGUAAAUUGUUGAUAAAAUUCAUGUUUACCGCGUAUCUGUAAUGUGCUCAAUCGUAAGAAUUUCUUGUACACACUACUAUGUUUAAGAAGUUAUUGGUAACGUGUGAAGAAUGUAUGUACAGUAUUCAAUCUUGUAAGUUAUUUGUACUUAUCUCAAAAUUUUUUUCUCGAUGGUUAUUUUUGAAAAUGUAAGAGGAGAAAUGCUGAUGUAAUUUCAUGAAAAGUAUGCUCAUUAUUUUUACCUAAUGCAUCACUUCUCUAACAACCUUACUUGAAAUUUUAAUUAAGCAGACGUUCCACUGGCAAUCGCUUCUUACCAUCCCAUCAGCCAGGCCAAUUUGUCCACGAUUUAAACAAGAAUUGUUGACGUUUUCCAAUUUUUAAGUGAGCAAAUUGAUUGUAGACUUAUACCUAAAAAA
Anneissia japonica is the source of this 1839-nucleotide messenger RNA. RefSeq names its product homeobox protein Hox-A2-like. NCBI's taxonomy places the organism in Eukaryota, Metazoa, Echinodermata, Crinoidea, Comatulida, Comatulidae. Gene Ontology annotation, biological process: regulation of DNA-templated transcription. The record is from RefSeq and is a predicted model, not a curated record. Gene Ontology annotation, molecular function: DNA binding; DNA-binding transcription factor activity, RNA polymerase II-specific. The transcript is spliced from 2 exons. Bases 146 to 1387 code for a protein of 413 amino acids.